AUGAAUGGAGAAAUAAAAGUUGAAUCAUCAAAAGAUUUUGGAUUUUUAUCAAUAUUUGGAGAGUUUGAUAAUUCUUAUAACAAAAAAUUAAAACCUUAUAUAAGUGAUACAGAGUUUAAAUCGAUUAUAGAAGAAUUAAAUGAAAAAUUUAGCAAACCCAAAUAUUAUUUAUUGGGUCUUUAUUUGCUAACAAUCGCAGGUGCAGCAAUGAUGAUAUAUACAUUUGCAACAUUUGCAAAAUUUGAAUCUUUUGGUUUUGGAUCAACUCCAUUUAUAUUUUUUGGUGGUUUCUUUUUAAUAGCAAUGGGCCCAGUAUCUCACGUCAUAACUCGAAAUUUUUUGAAGAGUAGAGUUGCAAAUAAAGUUGAAGCAGAAAUAGAAGAGAUUAGCAGUAAAUUUGAAAAAAGAGGUAUUACAUGGGAACUUUUAAGAGAGGAGUAUGAAGAAUAUGUAAAUAUUCAAAGAUAUACACCUCCAGGUGAAAAUAGACCAUCUGAACCUUCUCUAUCACUUGUAACAAAACAUAGUUAUUCAAUUUUAAUAACAUAUACCAUUGCUCAAUUUAAUAAUAAUAAUAAUAAUAAUAAUAAUAUUAAUAAUAAUAAUGAUUAUGGUUACAAUAAUAAUAACGGUAGUGGUGGGGUUAUGGAGAAUGAUAAUACAUAUUUGUUUGAAAAUAAUGGCAAUAAUAAUAAUAAUAAUCAAAAUAACACAAAUGUAGGUGACACUGAGGAGGUUGAUCAUAUACCACGUACUGGUGGAUUUUCAUAUGCAUACCAACAAAAACAACAAUUACCCAAAGAAUUAGUUCACCAUAUUUAUAAUAAUCAUCAACAACAACAAGUAAUGAGACAAAAUCAAUUGGUUCAACAACAGUUUAUUUUAAAUAAUCUAUAUCAACAACAACAGAAACAAAUCUAUGACCAGCAGCAGCAACAGCAACAACACCAGCAACAAAUGUAUCAACAACGAAUGUAUCUACAAAUGCAACAACAACAAGUGCAACAAAUGCAAAAAAUGCAACAACAAGAACAGCAACAAAGAAUGCCAUCUCAACAUCCCUCUUCUAACCCUUUGAACAGUUUUAGUAGUCAUGAUAACGAGAUUCUAAAUAAUAAUACAAAUAAUAGUAAUAAUAAUAAUAAUAAUAAUAAUAAUAGUAUUAAUAAUAAUAUUAAUAAUAAUAAUAAUCAAAACAUAAAUCAAAAUUUUAACAAUAGCAACAAUGGUAGGGGCUUUACUAAUGACAACAAUGGGGGUUAUUAUAGUAAUCGAAAUAUAAAUCAAAAUAGUAAUGGUGGUAACAAUGGUACCAAUCCAAAUAGUAUUUCAAAUAACAAUUAUAGUAAUAGUAAUAAUAAUAAUAGUAGUAAUAUUAGAAAUAUGAAUGAAAACUAUAGAGGAGUGGUUCCAUUUACAGACUCUUCAUCCGAUAUAGCCAGAAUGGAUAUGGCAAGUGUUAAUAGUGGCCCAGGACCAACAUUUUUAGAUGAUGAAGAUGACUCUCAAAUAGCUACUUUUGAUUAA
This is a messenger RNA of Dictyostelium purpureum, 1527 nucleotides long. RefSeq lists its product as uncharacterized. The record is from RefSeq and is a predicted model, not a curated record. NCBI's taxonomy places the organism in Eukaryota, Evosea, Eumycetozoa, Dictyosteliales, Dictyosteliaceae. The coding region runs from base 1 to 1527 and encodes 508 amino acids. The transcript is spliced from 2 exons.